UACAACAAAACAAUAAGUUUAUGAAAUAUGGCUGCGCCCAUGGUGUCAACAUGACAUUGAAGUCUCACAAGCAUUUAUUCAUUCAUUACGAUUAAAUCAGGGAUGAUGAAAGAAAAACUUACCAUCAAACAUGAAAUCCAUCCAACUAAAUCGAUUUUGUGGAAGGUUUGUGACGUCUUUCAAACUUUCUAAUAAUGAGUUAGUGCAGACGAAUUUACAGAGCCGGCUGCAGAGACAAUUGAAAUUAUGUCCACAAAUAAUACUGUGCUCUUCUUGUAAGAAACAUGUUUCAAGCUUGUCACGCAUUCACAAAAACAAAUCAAUAAACGCAGGAAGCAGUUUUAAGUCAUUUUUGUUUAGCAGUACACCCCUUGAACCCACUGGUAAUGACGUAGAUUUUGAGUCAGUGUUUCCAUUUAGGUUUGUUUAUGUGCGGACAAGUAUUAAUAUGUGGGAAGAUUUUCCUGAUGGUGUGCAAUUUGAUGUUGGAUUUGUUGACACAAGUUAUGCGACCACAGUUUCAAAGCGCACCCCCGUGAUCCUAGGAAUCCCCAGCAGUGUUGGCACUCACGAGGAGUUGCAGAGUUCACUGCUCACAUUUGCCAAGCUGGGAUACCGUGUGAUUAUACCCAACCUUCCAGAUAGCCAAUAUUGUCGUGCCAAGUCUCGCCAGGAAAGUGUGGUGUUCAUGCAUUCUGUCAACGAGCGAUCUGCCUUCAUCAGGGACUUCUUGAGAGAGAUCAAAGUUGACAAAGUGGACCUGUGUCUUGUGAACAGAGACAGCGUGUACAGUGGGGUCCACCUGGCCACCUACAACAAGGGGCUGGUGCAAGCCCUGGUGCUGCUCAACCCCACUGGUAUUCAGUACACUUCCUCCAUGGAGCCUGUGCUGUUCCACAAGUACUUCAGUAUAUUCUGGGACGACCGCUUCAUUCUGCAGCCUGUGAUUCGCUCCCUUGUCACAGGCUGCAAGUUCCUCACAAAGAAGAAACGCUGGCCCACGUACAGCGUCAUAACCUACUCCAGAAUCAUUAGGGCCCUUUCAUUUACAGACGUCAGACAGGAUGCAGUCAGUUUCCGCGUAAGGAAUGUGCCGACACUUGCUAUACUGGGCGAGGACUCGGCUGAGCUGAAUACCAACGACACAUUCGAGUAUCUAGCAAGCCUCGCCCUGCCUACAGCCAGCACGGUGGAGUGGAGAUGUGACCAGGGCAACACGACAGUCCCUCCCAAGGAACUGCUGUCGGGUCAGAGUCUGGUGAUAAGAGUUCCCAACGCAGGACCCGACCUACCGACGACUCACGCUGUCCCACUCAGGCACACCCUGCUGACCUUUCUCAAAGCCAUCAGACGAGAUUUGUAACCAUGGCAACUAGGAAUUGUAACCAUGGCAACCAUUAGGAUCUUCACCUUGUUUUGUUUUGUAUAGAUAGUAAAUAUUGAUUGAACUGA
Molecule: messenger RNA, 1452 nt
Organism: Dreissena polymorpha
Lineage: Eukaryota; Metazoa; Mollusca; Bivalvia; Myida; Dreissenidae
Exons: 6
Coding region: 131-1363 (410 amino acids)
Source: RefSeq, a predicted model, not a curated record